AUGUCUCACUCGAUCCUCUCCACUCCCCACAUUCAGGAUGUACCUCGGUAUUUCGUCAAAAGAGGGACCUCCGAAGCCAUGUCGAAGGAAAACACUUCAACAUCAAGCGCUUCAGAUGCAAUGCCUGUCAUUACUGCUCAAGCGAUUGCUCAGCUGUCCGUCGACACUGCAGGACUCAGCAUCAAUGGAGACCUGGCGCGCCAUCCGCAUGGACUGUUGUUCAGGUUCCUGAGUGGUGGUGGAAGUAUCUCACUCGCAUCCGACAAGGAAAAGCUGCGUUUUAUGCGGAAAAAAAUACUUGACAAAUUCUUCGUGGUAGCGAUCACCGACAAUCAUAGCACUGUUGAUGCCCUCGUUGAUGUUAUCCCGUCCUUUGAGCGUGAAGAUUGCAAUGUAUUUUCCUAG
Messenger RNA from Coniophora puteana RWD-64-598 SS2, 405 nucleotides. RefSeq lists its product as uncharacterized. NCBI's taxonomy places the organism in Eukaryota, Fungi, Basidiomycota, Agaricomycetes, Boletales, Coniophoraceae. The transcript is spliced from 5 exons. The coding region runs from base 1 to 405 and encodes 134 amino acids. The record is from RefSeq and is a predicted model, not a curated record.